Molecule: messenger RNA, 1723 nt
Organism: Microcebus murinus (gray mouse lemur)
Lineage: Eukaryota; Metazoa; Chordata; Mammalia; Primates; Cheirogaleidae
Source: RefSeq, a predicted model, not a curated record
GGCAGGUGAAGGAAUUGGUGUCCCCUUCCUCUCCGCCUGUACCAUUCCUUUUCCGCCGUUGUGGCGACUGAGCCUUUCCAGUUUCAGGCUUCCUUCCCUGCUACUCCACUGAAACAGUACCUGUCAAAGUCACAAGUGACUUUAUCUGGCCAAAUCUAAUACUUUAUUCCCAGUUUAUUGACCCUCCAACAACAUUUAACAAGCUCAUUCUUGAAAUGAUGUUGAACUUCAUUAUUCCUCGUUGAUUGAAAAAGAACACGGACAAGAAAACAUAAGAUUCAGUUCUGUGAUGUUCCAUGAGAAAGAGAAUAAAUAGAAAAAAAAAAUAAAGAAAAAAAAAAGAAAACAUAAGAGUAAUGAAUUAAGGAAUUUCAAAUGCCUUGGGAACAGGAUUCAAAAUUAACAUCAGAUAAAGCUGCCAGAGUCAUUCAGCAGGCCUGGAAAAAUUUCCUUAAUGUCACUGUAUACAAACAUUUGAAAGGUCUGAUUUAUUUAAGAAGACAAGGGGAACCACGUCAGAUAAUGAAAUAUAUUAAUCCUAGAGAGGCAGAGCUUCUAGACGCUGCUGCUGGCAUUCAUGUGCGAUUCAGAUUAGGUGGAGUUGAAUUUCCCCCUCGUAUAUUCUAUAAAAUUUUUACUGACAGACAUAUUGAAGAUCUGUGUGCUAAUAGCCCUAGAGAUUAUACAAAACUUCCAGCAAAACAUACAUCUCAUAAUAAAAGUGAUCAUCUUCAAGAAGAGGAUCAUAGUGGCUGGUAUCGUCGGAAAGAAAACAAUGGCUGGAGGCCUAUUUCUGAUAGAUUUUGGUUAUUUAGUGACCACGAAGAAAUGGAAGACAAAAAAGAAAUUGAAUUUCAUUUCUCUAAACUGAAAAGAAGGCAAGAUUUGGAAAAGAAAAGAAAAAUUAAAAAAAUAGAAUGGAUGAAACAAAUGUACUACACAGGACGCCUGGAGGCUAAGUCAACACAACUUGAAACUCUAGGUUUAAUUCACACUGCAACGAAGGGGCUAAUAAGAGCUAUUGAAGAUGGCGGGAUAGAUUCUGUGAUGGAAUGGGAAGUGGAUGAAGUGCUGAACUGGACAAAUACACUGAACUUUGAUGAGUAUAUUGCCAAUUGGAAGGAAAUUGCUACAAGCAAGUCUUCAGCUAAUUUUGAAGGAUUCAGGUUUACGCAAGCACAGAGAAAUAGAUAUGACUAUGAAGACAUAUCACAGAGGCAAAUGGGGACAGCAGAUAAUACUUACCUUGAAAAUCAUUAUAAAAAACCAUCUUUAACUAGAUUAACGCCUGAUUCUACUUAUGGAAUAUAAAGUAUUUUCUUUUGUGCACUAUAGCCCUUUUAAGCCCUGCAUCCAUCAGUUUUAGCCAAGAGAUAGCAUAUUCUGACUGGGAUAAAUUGUAUAUAUAUUCUGGGCACAGAAAGUAGCCCAGUUAAUUAAACAAGAUUGAACAGAAAUAGAACUUUGGAAUGAAUACAAUAGUCAUGGAAAAGAUAGAAAUUAUUCCUGGUAUUCUGAGAAACUAAUAUUCUAACAACCACAUUUAAAUAAAGAUACUAUAUUUAGGAGCAAAAAACUUCAGAUUAUUUUUCUUCUUUAUUUGAGGCAUUUAGUGCAUUUGUGUAAGGUAGAGCUCUUUGUCCAUUUAUCACAUAUCCAAAUAUGCCUUGCUUCCUUCUUCCCUCCCCCUCUUGACCUUAUCUUUUCAUUUCUCCAUUUUUCU